This is a messenger RNA of Triticum aestivum (bread wheat), 1963 nucleotides long. Its product is annotated as cytosolic purine 5'-nucleotidase. NCBI's taxonomy places the organism in Eukaryota, Viridiplantae, Streptophyta, Magnoliopsida, Poales, Poaceae. Gene Ontology annotation, molecular function: 5'-nucleotidase activity. The record is from RefSeq and is a predicted model, not a curated record. The transcript has 20 exons. The coding region runs from base 191 to 1963 and encodes 590 amino acids.
AGCUACUUUUUUCAAGAAUGCUCUUGAAACCAAGGAGUGUGUUAUCUUUUCUGAUGUGUUAACUAAGUUUGAGAUAAGCAAAUCUAUCUUGAAGGAUAAAAGUAAGAUUAAGAGAGAGCAGUUGUCUGUUCAGGGCUCCCUGUCGAAAUUAGUUCCAUAUAGUAAUUAUCUUAUAAUUGGAGGUCCAGAAAUGAGUGUUGUAGAGGUCUACGGUCGAGUAGGAGACACUGAUUCAGACUCAGGAGAGAGAUGGCAACUUACCAUGAACAUGGACAUCCCAAAUGUACGUGAAAUCAAUGCCUUCACACCUGAAGAGACUCCAGCUAAACAUGUGGUGGCAUUUGUGACUAACAUGUCUGGAGUACAUCUAUGCGAAUUUACCGGCCAGUAUAAGCUUGGCGGUAAAAGAUGGAAGGGCGAUGUUAUGAUGCGGCUUGAUAUAAUUAAAGAAAAUCUAGAGCCAGAACAGAAUCAUUCUGUCUCAGCAUCUUGGGAAAGCACUGACAAAUUAGCUAUCUGCUAUGAGGAUUGUUCUGUUGCUGUAUACAUGGAGGCUAAAAAUACGAAGUAUAUAAUGGAACAUUCGAUCAAAUGGAAUGCUGAUUUCAAGCAGAAGGACAAUCCCAAGCUCUCAAUUGAUUGGCCACGGCCAGCAAAAUUAUCAUGUAGAUUUGAAUCCCCUGUACUGGCAGUACUCGGAGAUGGCCAUGCAUUUAUAAAUUUCUUUGAGCUUCGUAAAAAAGGUGCGAUCGGAACAGCAAUAGGUGAAUGGGACAUUGCUUCGGAAUUGAGUCAUCAAAGCCAGAGCCUUGCUUUGCUAUCUGAAAUCAAAGAAGCCAAGGAACCAAAAUUUGAGCCCAGCAAUAGGAUAUUUUGCAAUAGGCCGUUGCAGAUGCAUGAAGUAGCAGCAGUUGGUUUCGAGAUGGAGUUCGUUGCUGCUGAGAUCAACGAUGCUUAUGUGGACGGUGUGGCAUGCUCGGCAGCACUACAAUGUCUUGUAGAUCAUAAACAGUAUCCAUCUGAGAUCGUAAGAAUAAAUUUGAAAAGCAUAUUGAGAAGAGGAUUGCUGGUUGAUAAAAAACGUGGGAACUUCUUGAAGGUUGAUAAAAAUUAUUACAUUAGUAUUGCAUAUCAUGGUCUUCAGAAAAUGCAACCGAAUGCAAUACAUGAAGCUUAUGGUGCGAUACCAAUGGCAGAUCAAUUUGACCCUACCAUCACUUUACUCGAUUCAUUUUCUUCAACUGUGGAAGCUCUCGUAUUUGCCAAUAUAAUAAGUUAUAUGGACAAUCUUGGUCGUAAUAAAAUUAACAAGGAAUACAAGGAUGUCUAUGCAGACAUAAAACAUGUGUUCAAAACUUUCCGUCUUCGAGACGGUUAUCACCCUGCCCCCAGCAUCGCCAUGAACGAAAGGUUUGUACCCAUGCUUCAGGAUCUCAGACAACGUGGGCUGAAAGUUUUUUUGCUAUCCAAUAGUCUCUGGAGUCGAACAGAUAUUGUGAUGACCCAUGUUUGUCAAUCAUCUACUCCUCAAAAGCACAAUUGGCUAGAUAAUUUUGAUGUCGUGGUGACAAGCAAUGGAAGAAUGAUUGAAACAUUUUUCAAUUCUGACGGAGAACAAGAUUUGUUCAAGUUAGAUAGCAGGACCGGAUUUCUUCAGAAUACCUCCUGUAUAGAGCUAUUCUCUCAAUCUGACACUGCCAAUUCUCAUAAAGUAUACCAGGGUGGUAAUGUCGGCCAUCUUCUAAGAGGAUUGCAAGUUGAUAAGCAUGAGGUUAUGUAUGUUACUCAUCAGAUUAAUCGUGAUGUGAUAUACAACCCUGGCUGGAAAAACUUGGUUGUUAUUCCAGAGCUUAAAGAGGAGUUGGAAUACAAUUCAUCCUACGACAAGAUAGAAAAGAAUUUAAAUGUAGAGACUAGGAAGCUUAAUUCAAUUGAAGACACCAUACACUUCUUGAAAAGAUGA